AUUCAGUCUUUUGAUCCACUACAGUAUAGAGUGGAUACAGCAGGGACUGUUUAUUUUGUUUUAGAUACAGUCUAGCCGAGGCAUAGUAGUUUGGAACAAAACCUUUGAAACUGAUAAUGAUGGAGACAUGUACAUAUGUAGAGACUCCUAAUUAUCGACGGUAUGAUCUUAUUGCUUUGCAUACACGUUCAGAUUUAGUAGAGUCAUGUGUAGCCCUGCUGAACAGUGAAUGGUCUCGCAGUCAUGCUGCAAGGUUGCAUUCACUGAUCAAAUCAAAUGAUUCUUUACCAGCAUCUUUGGCAAUGGUUGAAGUUGACAUCUGCACACAGUCAUGGGACACAGUUGGGCAUAGCCGUUUAGCGAAGGUUGUUAAUCAGCCAAAUAGCGUUCUUGUUGAAUCAGUGGUAGUGCAGAAAUAUAGACGGGGUGAGGGACUUGGAAAGAUAUUGAUGAAGCUGACUGAAACUUGCUGCAAGAAAAUGGGGUUUACUACGGUUUACCUGUCAACGAAAGAUAAACAAGGGUUCUAUAGUCACCUUGGGUACACUCUUUGCAACCCUGUCAUUACCAGUGGAGCACAGAUGCUAAGUACUUGUGAUUUAGGGACGGAUUGUGAGUCUUCUUGUCAAAGUUCAUCGACAUCAAGUUGCUCAAUGGGUAAAAAUGCUGAAGUAGAAGCUGACAAAGAGGAGGUCGUGUCAGAGAACAUCCCAUCAGCAACACUACUGCCACCGCCGCCGCCACCACCACCACCACCACCACCCAAUAUAAAUCAUAAAGCAAUCUGUCAAAUUUGGAUGAAAAAGGAUAUUUGAAAAUUUGCUGAAGUACUAGAAAAAGUGCUGAUAGAUGCUUGCCUUUUUAUUCUCAUAAUCAUGUCAAAUCUUUCCAGUUACCAGAAUAUUUAUUUAUUGUAAUAAUGAAUUGUAUAUAAUUUAAAUAAUUAUAAUUUUUAAACUUUCUAAUGAGAAUUGGUAAUCACUGGUCAGGGAUGUAGUUAUGUUUGGUGGAGAUGGGCGGGGCCACCCAGCUUUGAAGUUUUCCACCCUAUCUAAAGCUAAUUUCAUGGCCCUCCACCCACCCAAUUUUUCAUUCUUAAAAUCCACUCAUAUUUUUACCAAUCUUAUCACCCACCCACCCUAAAAUAUCUAUAGUAUUACCCAUCCUUAGGUUUCUGCAGCUACAAGCCUGACUGGUGUACUUGUGGUACCAUUAAUACUUCAUUCAUAGUGUAGAAUAUUCUUAUAUUAUAAAUUUAAAAUUGACAGUUGAGAAUGUAAUAUAAUCUGUGUGAGUGCUUGACUAUGUGACCCCGUGUGCUGGUGGUCAGAGGCAGUCUGGGGCACCU
This is a messenger RNA of Anneissia japonica, 1348 nucleotides long. Its product is annotated as N-alpha-acetyltransferase 80-like. Bases 117 to 815 code for a protein of 232 amino acids. Gene Ontology annotation, biological process: protein acetylation. The transcript is spliced from 4 exons. Gene Ontology annotation, molecular function: N-acetyltransferase activity; acetyl-CoA binding. Gene Ontology annotation, cellular component: cytoplasm. NCBI's taxonomy places the organism in Eukaryota, Metazoa, Echinodermata, Crinoidea, Comatulida, Comatulidae. The record is from RefSeq and is a predicted model, not a curated record.